GGGCCGCGCCGGGUAGUGAUUCUCGGCUGUCCUUGCGGCGGCUCUGGCUCGACGAGCCUUUCGUCAGCUCCACGGGGACCUCUGUGCACGGAUGGACCCGCCCGGACUCGGCGGGAAGCGGCCUGGCAGGCGGCGGGCCCGGCGGCGGCAGCAAAGGCAGGACAGGGCCACAGCCACGGGCCGCUGAGACGUGCGGGCCCAGUGGGCCCGGCGGCGGCACCAUGAUGCCGGGCGAGACCCGUUCGGCGGCGCCCGGGAUGGCGGCGGACCUCUCGCGGUGUCAGGGCUGCGCGUCCCUGCAGCAGAAUUUAAAUGAAUAUGUUGAUGCAUUAAUUACCUUGAAGCAAAAGAUUAUUAAUACAGAUAAUUUGUUAACAGAAUAUCAGAAGAAAUGUGAUGAGCUGCAGUUUGCAAGAAGAGAGAAUAGCACCCUGCAUCAUCAAGUGGAACAGAUGCUCCAAAAGAUUUCUCCCCUGCAGAAAUGUCAGGAAGAGCUGGGGUCUUUAAAAGCAGAGCUAGAAGAGAAAAAGAGCUCUCUUAAGUUAUAUCAGGAAACUCAUCAGGAAUAUGCUCGUGUAAAAGAAGAAUGCUUGAAAAGUGAUGCUCAGAAGAAGAAACUAGAAGCCAAGGUGAAGAAGCUGGAAGAGGCUGCUUUCAAGCAAAUUCAGGACUUCAAGCAACUGAGGAAUGAAAAGAAAGUACUUGAAAAGGAAUUUAAGAAGACACAGGAAAGACUUGAUGAAUUUUCUAAACAGAAAAAUGAAAAGGAGUUGAGACAUAUUGGAACACAAAUUUCAAGUGAUUCAUACGGAAGCAUAGAUAAAAGAAAAGUCAAACUGCUGCUGAAGGAACUCUGGCUGUGCAUCAACACCACUCACAGACUGCCGGGCGAAGGCAGUAAACACAGCCCAGAGAAAUCUGCCAAAGACAACGGAUGUAGAGAGUCCAUAGAAGAUGACACAUUCUCUCCUGUACCGAGCAGUCCCCCGAGAAGUUCAGACGUGCAGGCGUGCUUAGCAGAGUUGUCCAUGGAGAUCGGUGGUGAUUUUUCCGCAAGUAAAAAUGUGGACAAAGAGAUGCCCAGUGGACCCAGUUACGGGAACGAGGACAGAAAUCCUGAGUCUGUAAUGCCAUGUCAAAAUGAUGAUGAGAGCAUUGACUUUUCUGAUCACGACCCUUUUUUUGAUGAAGACCUUCAAGCUGCAAUGGACUUCUUCAGACGUCCCCCUCCUCUUUUGUCUCCGGUGCCGUCACCCCCUCUGAUGUCGUCACCACACCUGGGGCCCGCACCUUCCUCGCUUGCACUUGAAACCUGCUUUGGUGAGUGUACAGAGUCCAGCGAAGAUGACUCAGCUCAGCAUCGUAAUUCCGCUGAACCUGUUUUAGAAGAUGAUACAGCUGAAUCACAGAACUAUUUUGGCUCAUUCAUGGGAAAUGAAGGAAGCACCACCCUGUUCAAACAGCCCACACCACACGAUGCUUUCCAAGCUCCAAACACGUCAGGAGUAAAUGAAGCCACAACUGUUCCACUCAGGACCUUGACACCAGGGCUGCAAGAACAUCCAACCACACACUCUUUGGCUAGUGAAGAACACCCGACCACGUCAUUGCAACUCAUGAAUGUUAAAAAUGGAGGUAUUUCAGAUGACACAAAAAGACAAACUGAGGUUAGAGAGGUGGAUAAGUCUGUUCAGACUGAGGAAGCGGUCGAUGAGCCGCCUGGAGCUCUGGGCGUCGGGAAGUUAUCUGGCAGCUCAGCGGCCACUGGGCGGUCAGCAUUGUGUUUCUCCCCCCUUAGCAAGAGGCCGUUAAGUGAACUCCUGGAAUCUGGAACGCUCUUAUCCAAAAUAAUAGGAUCACCCAAGUCAGAGCUUACUAGGCGAACACUUGCUGAUGAAAUCGCUUCUAAAUCAAAGCGUGCACGGACAAUUUCUGAGCUCUUCCGCCGAGUGUGCAGAGAAAUGGAAAAGGAAAGAGGAGGCCUGCGAGGGCUCCUUUUAGGAGAAUUAUCCGAAUCAGAAGAAGAAACCCCAGGUGACUCUGUGCUCGCAGCAGGGCUCGAUGUUGACGCUGGUUUUUCAUCCUCUUCUACCUCUGGAGCAUUGUCGGUUUGCAGUGGUCCCCCGUCUUCCUCUGGGUUACAGUAUGAUAACGAUACACGUAGUCCACCCAGAAGAGUCUGUACUGAAGUGCCUCAUUCAGAACAAAGACCAGCCUUUGCAGCAUCCAGCCUCUUUAGUCUGCAAUCUGAGGUUGCACCCGAGCGCUCUGUAGGCGGAAACGAGCUGGAGAAGAGCUUGCGUGCUUUGCACCCUGAGUUGGGAGCAUUUAAUUUCAAUAAUCGGAGUAGCAGUGAGGUAGAAUGUACAAAAAUUGUAAAAGGCGUGACCAAAAUCUACUCACUGCCUCAGUCAGUAUUUAUGAAGUCUACAAAAGACGGACAGGGUGAAAGCAAAGGUCCUAGAACCGACCCCGCGCUAGACAAGUCAGGCGUCACACCUUCAGUGAGUUCUCAGGGUGACUUGGUCACGAGUGGCUUUGGUUUUGUUAAAAGCUCUUCAUGGCACCAUAGUGAUUUAUUGAGGAGAAAUGAGCAAGGAAGCCUAAGAGCUGAAUGGAAACACGAACAAGAGACUAGCCAUCAGGUAGGAAAGGCAAUGCCGUUGUUAGAAAACAGAGGAUCGGCACCCGGACUUGAACCGCCUACAGAAAAUAACAGUCCUGUACAGUUCAAGGCUGCUUCGUUGCUGCCCAAUCAAGUGUCGGUUAUCACAAAGCAGGUGAAACCUGAAAAGAUCCGAAGUGCUGCAUUGGAACGCUUCAGACUGCAGGAGAGCGAGCCUGCAUUAGCAACAGAAAAUCUUCGUCCUGGAACCGAUCCCAUGGCAUCUACAUUGAAACAUGGUGGGGACAGACAGGAUGAAACACAAAUGGUCAGCGAGGUGGCUGCUACGAAAAGGACUUCACCAGAAGUUUCCCCUUCUCAGAGACAGUUAGAUUCAGAUUCUCCAAGUACUGUUUUACCGGUAGAAAAUUUUCCUUGUUCCACAAAUAGUCGAUUAACUUUCUCUUUUAAAAACAUCCCAGUUCAACACCAAGAUGUUGUGACGGAAGCUUCUGCCCAGGAGGAGCGGCAAAAGCAAAGUCAGCCCCUCCCUACCACAAAUCUGGAAGCCGAUAAACUUCCAGCCACAAAAGUCAUCGCAUCAGGAGUCUGUCCCUCUGAGGAAGCACCCCGUGGAGACCCAGGAGGGUCUGCCUGUGAGGCCCAAGCUGCUGCAGGUGGCUCUCCGGGCACACCGCAGAAGUCUAAGGGGACUUUGGAGCUGACAUCCAGAGCUCCCAGUGGUCCUGUUUUGGAAGGUUCUGCCACCACGGUUACCACUUCUUCCUCAGCGUUUUGCAGAAAAGAUGAAGAGGUGCGUGCUCUUACCCAGAAUAGACUUCCUGAUACUGUGUAUUGCUACACAGGCCUUCGAGAGGGGGUUGCGGAUGACACUGAGGUAGAGGAGAGUGAGGCCUUCAGCUGCAGUGAGGGUGAAAAUGAGAGUGGACCUGUGGUGGGGGGUGGCCAGCAGGACAUCGCGGACAGACCCCUAACCGAUUCAGACACAAAUGCUGGCGCACCAGAGACAAGGCCUUCCAUAGAGGUGGGUCAUCUGACCUCCGCUCUGCAGGGUGUGGACAUAAACGCUCUUUCUGAGAUAGACAGACUUUCUACAUCGGAGGUCGUCAGGUUCCUUGAAAGUUGUCAGUUAAGGGACAGUAGUUCAGGGGACUCCCUUUCUGAAUGUUCUAGCAGAGAGGCCUUGAGUAAGGAAACGAGCAAAGAGCUGAAGGAAAGUGCAGUGUCAGGAGAAGAGUGCAGGAAGCAGCCUUGUGAAGAAGAAACACUGGAAACCUCUGAAGAGUCAGUCUUGUUGGAGGAAGACGAUUACCCUUUGGGAAAGACGAGUCCACUUCCUGAGUGUUCUUUGGAAACACUGUCUGAGGUUCUUACCAAGAUUGGGCCAGAACCUCAAGCACAUUGUGAGGAUUCUGAUGCUAAAAGUACUAAGGAUUUAUUGCCCGUAAAUAUGCCUAACAGCAUGACAACUGAAAAUUUAGAAGAAAAAGUUCUAUCUCACGAAACAGCUAACUCCUUACCAUACACUUUAGAACUACCACCUCUAACAGACGUGGACACUAAAAGCAGUCCUCCCAUCGGUGAUGGACCUAUUGAUGAAACCCUUCAAAGCACACCUGAGGAUGGUUCAAAUGUAGCUGGGCAGGUGGAGGGUAGGGAAGAUGUCCUGUUGAAAUCCGGGGAACCAGUAUCUCUGGGCUCCAGCUCGAUAGUGGAGCAGGCAUCUGAGCAAAGCUCUAACGGAGAGGCUGAGUUGGCAUUUCAGUGUCAGAUAUCGACAGUCACCUCAGAAGUUAUCAACGUGCUCAUAAAUAAGGACCAAAAUCUAGUGAUUGAAAAGGGGGACAACUGGACAAUCAUAAAUGGUGUGGCGGUCAUGCCAAGCGUGGACCAGGUCAUACUGUGUGACUCCCCAGAGGACACCCAGAUUACUCUGGAUCAAGAAGAACUGGAAGCUGGUUUUAUUGCGGUUACUUCCGCAGAGAAGUCCCCAGAAGCCCCUCGGACGGGCUGUCCGUUCCAGGAGCCUCAGUGUGGCAGUCAUCCUUCACACACCCCAGAGGAUGCUCCAAGCAGUGGCCUGAGCACCAACUUUGAUAAAAGCCGUCUGCGGAAUAGACCCGUGAAACCUAGUGUGCGGAUUAGUUCUCAGAUAUACAGCCAAGAUUUUGAGUGUCAGAUUGUUGCAUCUGAUCACACAUAUUAUAACUCAAAACUUGAGCCGUGUGGCAAAAAUAAAAAUCGAUCAAAAACUUCAAACAAAGAUCAAUCAGCCAAACCAGGAAAGACUUCAGCAUCAAGCAGAGUUGAAAGUAAUCAAAGUGAAAUUUCUCAGUCAUUUUCAGGGGAAAGAGGUAAUGCGAAAACUCAGAGAAGUCAAACCCAAACCAUCCUAGCCAACGCUGAUACAUCUACCCCUCCAGAAUGUUCCACUGACACGCUGAGUAAGAUUCGGCAGGAGGUGGGUCCUCCUCUGCCCCCUCUCCUUGCCCCUCUGAUAGCUACACCUCCCAGGACCCUGCGGCCGGUUUCUCCUCUGAUGUCCAGCUGCAGCCCUUCCUCUCCAGCUUCUCCUCUCCGCCAGGUUUCUCCGUUUUGUGACAUACUAGCGUCUCCUUUGCCGUCGCCUCCGCCGGAAGAUGCAGGGCUCACCCCUCCUGCCUGUGCUUCUCCAUCUCCAUCCACUGCGCCAGCGAGUGAGAGGGUACUGUCCUCCCCUCUGCAGUUUUGUGCUGCCACACCAAAGCACGCGCUUCCUGUGCCUGGCCGACUCCCCCUACUGGCACCUGGCCAUACUGCUGUGGCAGGUGCACAGGAGAAUUCUGUUAAAAUCCUCGACACCAUGUACCCAGAGUUAUCUGCCAGGGCCCGGACCCUCAGCAUCCUCAAAGGGAACAUUCAGCUCAACAGAGGUCCGCCUGCUGACCGUAAGAGUUUACCAGGGCCUGUCAGUGCCAUCACGGGAUUCAAAGCCAUCACCUCAAUGUCAACUGCUUUUGUGAAGACUCGGGGCAAUGCUGGUAGUGACUGUACCCAAGAUAAGUCAAGAGAUUUAGGUGCUCAGCAGGACUCUAGUGGGAAGAGGACGUUGUCAACGUCUACCUUACGGAGUGCUAAACGAUUACGCCUGGACACUGGGUCCUCAGAAUCAGAAACCAGGGAAGGUGGGACAGAAGGAAUUGGCAGAAGCCUGCGAAGGAACUUCCCUCAAGCUGAAGUUGUACCAGCAAAUGGGCAAAGAAGUUGUUUUGUCCCAGCUGCCAAUACAGUUUCUCAAUUACCUUCAAACCCGAAAGAAACUGUGGAAUCCCACGAUAAAACCAUAGCUAACGCGCUGAAGAAAAUUGCAGAGUCGUCCUUUGAUUUGUUACCUGUCAUUCGUAGCCAUGUAUAUGUGGGGAAUAUCUCCAAAAAGCCUGUCAUGAGAGAUCAAGAGAAAGAAGUGGUUUAUGAAUUUAGCACAACAAAAAAGCAUCUGGCAGAGUGCCUGCUUCACUCCAUCCUCUCAGAACUGAACGUUCAGAAGACAUCCACAGAAGAUCACAAUUACAUCCAUGCCCUCUGCAGAGUGUAUGUGGGGAUUUGUCGCCAACUCGGAGACCUGGAAAGAGCUCGCCUGUUUUGCUACAGCAUACUUAAGGAAGAUUUUCCUGAGUCUGACAAAUUGACUUUAUUUAUUGCAAACAUGUGGCAUGAUGUAUUUAUCUCCCAAUCAGUGAUUAAUAAAGCCAUGCAGUUAGUUGCCAGGCAACGUGCUAAAGGAGAGGUUCUGAACUGUUUGAGAGCUUUUCUCAAUUGGGAGAAGAGUGCUCCUGUAGAUGUUGGCUUCAUGGUUUCUAAGCUGCUUUUGACAAUACAGUUGUGUCCAAAAACAGAAUUUCAGUCGAGUGAGAAGUUUGGUGAAGACCUGAGUGAUAAUACAUGGGAAUACAUAUUUGCCAUUGAUCUGCUCUGCUGCCAUCAGAAGUGGAUUUGGACACAUGACAACAUCAUAAGCAAGGAGCUGUGGCCUGUAAUGGACAAAUGGAUAAAGUACAGAAAAGGCCACGUGAACAUCGGCCACACCCCUGAUGUUAUUAUCGCGUCAGUGCUGAGGCUCAUCGGUCGUUUAGGCCAGCUGGGUUUGAAGGAAGGGUUUCCAUCUGCUGUGAAGAAUAUCAGUGCAGUUAUUGGGAUGUUCAUACAACAUGCUCAGGAUGAAGAUAUACCGUGGGGCGUACAGUUAGCUGCUGUCUAUGCGCUUUGUGACUUGAGUCCCAGCAAUCCCACAGAAAUAUCCAAGAUCCUGGAAGCCUGGCGGAAGGAGGCCUCCCAGAGCGUCCCAGCUGCGAUCGUUAGCUAUCUGGAGGAAGCUGGAGCAUUAUGCAUGGAAGAGCACAGCUAGGCCCAGGGGUGUCCCUGUGCCCCGAGAAGUGCCUUCACAGCAUCUGAAUGCCCACACAUCACUGAGCUCUCAGAUCUAAACAAAGGUUUGAAAAGAAAGGCAUAAAAGAGAAAACACCA
This is a messenger RNA of Loxodonta africana (African savanna elephant), 7129 nucleotides long. RefSeq names its product interactor of little elongation complex ELL subunit 1 (gene ICE1). NCBI's taxonomy places the organism in Eukaryota, Metazoa, Chordata, Mammalia, Proboscidea, Elephantidae. The transcript is spliced from 19 exons. The record is from RefSeq and is a predicted model, not a curated record. Bases 222 to 7010 code for a protein of 2262 amino acids.